Molecule: messenger RNA, 825 nt
Organism: Aureobasidium musti
Lineage: Eukaryota; Fungi; Ascomycota; Dothideomycetes; Dothideales; Saccotheciaceae
Source: the annotation of a GenBank genome assembly
AUGCACUUGAGCACUUGCAUCAUCCUCACUGGCCUCCUCUCCAUCGCCGCCGCAGAGAGACUCGGCCCCCUACGCAUUCGCGCCUCUUCCACCUUCCCCAUUCCCGCCAGCAAAGGCUCCAUAACCUACUCCGAACCAAAAUCCAUCUCUGGCACCUUCGACGGCGGCUACAAAACCUACGGGCGCGGCGUCUCCUGCAACGGCCAAACCGAAGGCGGAAACUCGGACGCCGUAUUCCUUCUCUCCGACGGCGCGACCCUCAAAAACGCCAUUAUCGGUGAAGAUCAGAGUGAAGGUGUGCAUUGUUUGGGUGCGUGUACGAUUGAAAAUGUGUGGUGGGAGAAGGUGUGUGAGGAUGCGUUGACAUUCAAGGGCAAUGGUGAUGGUAAGGUUAUCGGAGGUGGAGCCAGGGGUGCAGAGGAUAAGGUUAUCCAACAUAAUGGUGUUGGAAGUGUUUCUAUUGAUGGCUUUACGGUUGACGAUUUUGGCAAACUGUAUCGCAGUUGUGGGAACUGUAAGCAGAAUGNNGGUAAGUGGACUUCUACAAGUUCUUUGACAGACGGAAAUACUGACAUGUCGUUUCUCGGCAGUGGUGCUAGAAAAGUCACUAUCAACAAUGUCAAGGCUACUAAUGGCAAGUACCUUGUUGGUAUCAACAGCAACUACGGCGAUACUGCUACUAUUACCAACACUUGUGCUUCCUCUGUCAAGCACAUCUGCCAGGAGUACAAGGGCACCAACAACAAUGACGAGGAGCCUUCUACUCUCUCUGAAGGUCCUUCUGACGCUUGCAUCUACGAGGAGUCCGAUGUUUCUGUCUGCUAA